Lactuca sativa (garden lettuce) is the source of this 842-nucleotide messenger RNA. Its product is annotated as proteasome subunit beta type-2-A. Gene Ontology annotation, cellular component: cytoplasm; nucleus; proteasome core complex. Gene Ontology annotation, biological process: proteasomal protein catabolic process. Lineage: Eukaryota; Viridiplantae; Streptophyta; Magnoliopsida; Asterales; Asteraceae. The record is from RefSeq and is a predicted model, not a curated record.
CCCCCAAUUCAUCCAUCUCAUAUUUUCCUAUAAUUUCUCAAUUCAGAGUAAAGGGCAGAGAGGGAUCGAUCUACACACACAGAGACAAAGAUGGAAUGCGUUUUCGGGAUGGUGGGGAAAGGUUUUGCCUUGGUGGUAGCAGAUACAUCGGCGGUUAACAGUAUUCUAGUUCACAAAUCGAACGAAGACAAGAUCAUGGUUCUCGAUUCUCACAAGCUCAUGGGCGCCAGUGGUGAAGCUGGUGAUCGAGCUCAAUUCACGGAGUAUGUACAGAAAAAUGUAUCUCUGUAUCAAUUCAGAAAUGGGAUUCCACUGACUACCAAGGCUGCUGCAAAUUUCAUGCGUGGUGAGCUUGCUACAGCUUUGAGAAAGAAUCCUUAUAUGGUGAACAUUGUGUUAGCGGGGUAUGAUAAAGAAACGGGCCCCUCUCUGUACUUCAUUGACUACAUUGCAACCCUACACAAAGUUGACAAGGCGGCGUUUGGUUACGGUUCAUACUUUUCUUUAGCCAUGAUGGACCGCCACUACCACCCUGACAUGACGGUUGAUGAAGCCAUCGCGUUAGCCGAUCAGUGUAUUGAGGAGAUUCGGUCAAGGCUCGUUGUGGCCCCACAGAAUUUUCUCAUCAAGAUUGUGGAUGAAAAUGGGGCCCGUGAACACUCGUGGCGUAGGACUACAAAGGAUUAAAACAAACAUGUUUGUUGCCAACUUUGCAUUUAUGUUUUCGGGUUAAAAAAAUGGACAACUUUUGAAGGUUUUUAUUUGUUAUGUGGUUGUUGAAUUGUUAUAUGUUAUGAUGUUAUGGGAAAAACUUUAGCUUUAAUGAAUCUUGUUUUGAUGUA